Molecule: messenger RNA, 822 nt
Organism: Helobdella robusta
Lineage: Eukaryota; Metazoa; Annelida; Clitellata; Rhynchobdellida; Glossiphoniidae
Exons: 2
Coding region: 1-822 (273 amino acids)
Source: RefSeq, a predicted model, not a curated record
AUGUAUCUUUUAAAAAUUUCUACAGAACAAUUGGAGAAGAAGUUGAAAAGAGAGAAGAAAUUGAGAAAAGCUUUGGAGAAACAAUUCAUUGCUGUCACAAGCAGCAGCAACAACAACAACAACACCAGCUUUAACAACAACAACAAUUUUAAUUCUACCAACAGUAUAAGUCUGAAUAGCUGCAAUAACAGAUUCAAUAACAGCAACCAUGGCAAAGCAAACAACGAUAUUUUUUGUAGUACAAUCACAAAUAACACCAUAAAAAAUAAUUGCAGCAACAAAAUUCAAAACAACAGCAACAUCAUAAUUAGCAACAACAUCAGCAGCAGCAACAACAACAACAACAUCGGCAACAAUAGUAACAUUAACAACAGUCAAAAUAGUGCCCCAAUCAGCAACAACAGCAGUUUUGAACACCACCAGCACAUCCCCAGCGGCGGAAUUCCACAUCACGUGAUCAAAUCACCAGUAGGGUCACUUCCGGUUUCUCCUUGCGCCAAAGAUGCUAAAUACAGCGGCGUCAACGAUACAAAGAUCAUAAAUCAUCUCCAGAACGGAAGUCUAAGAGAUGAACACGAAGGCAAAGAUGAAGAGGAUGAAGACAAUGAUAAUGAUGAAGGAAUGAAACUUGGUGAUGAUAAUGAUGAUGAAAGAAAUGAUGGCGAUGAUGAUGAUAAUGGUUACAGACAUCGUUGCUAUGGAGCAGAAGGUGAAAACAGCACCAAAGAACUAAAUCAUACAGAAAUGACGUCACCAUCUAUGAACCAAUUAAAAGUGGACACCAAGAGACUUCCGCUCGUCCUAAAUGCUUCACCAAACUAG